GUUUCAUUUUGGCUCUUACGUGCUGUGGUCACUUUGCGAUGCCCCCCGGUGAAGAUUGCAUCAGAUUUGUACUACGUGCACUUGGAUCAGUGGAUCGAGACGAGUACAUUGGGUGUGGCUGAGGAACCGUCAGGUCUCAUACCCAAACAGAACGAUCAAGAUUCUAUGCGUCCAACGAUUUAUAGUCCACAGCGUGCGGAGACGACGGAUGGCGAAAUAGCAGCACGAUUCCAACUGGGUGAACGUCGAUAUCCAAGUCAAGUCAAGAGUGCACUUUAUUCAUCCAAUGUGGACAGAAUUUUCCGUGAAAAGAAUGUUAUCGCUUUUGCUUUGGUAUGCGCGCUAUUAAAAAUGAGCUUAGAGAUGUGA
Echinostoma caproni is the source of this 369-nucleotide messenger RNA. The record is from the annotation of a GenBank genome assembly. NCBI's taxonomy places the organism in Eukaryota, Metazoa, Platyhelminthes, Trematoda, Plagiorchiida, Echinostomatidae.